AUGUCAGAAGAACAACAAACCUUACCAGACAGCAACACCAAGCUCAUCAACAAGGUUGCUGACGUGGAAGACCAAGAAGAAGACUCACAAGUCGAAUUGGUUGAUACUGAUGGCAAUGACGACGAUGAAUAUGAUGAAGAUGAAUAUGAAGAAGAGGAAGAUGGUGAAUAUGUGGAUGGUGACGAAUACGAAGAAGAGGAAGAUGAUGAGGACGGUAAUGACAACCGUGACGAUGCAACUCCAACUGUCAUUCGCAAAACAAGCUCGCGAGGCAAUAGCUCCAACAAUAACACUUCUCAACAACAAUUCCUUCAACAAUCCGAAAAGACUAAGGCCCAUACUUCUCUGAUGCAACGAUUAUUCGCUUCGACUCGCAACCAAAAUCCAACAAAAUCUCCCAAAAAGAAUAAUAAGAACAAAAAGAACAAGCAAACAUCCUCUUCGUCUUUGGGCGUUCCACGACCUCAAGGAAUUCGUGACAGUAUUCAUCUCACCAAGUUUGAAAUCGAAGACGAUGACAUUAUUGACUUUGGAAAGCCACUCACUUCUGAAGUCACUAGUUCCAAUAUAAGCAAAAACAAAAUUGAAUCGUCCAAUAGUUUAAUACAUUCAAGUGGAGAUCCAAUCGACAAUGAUGAAGAACCUCUCCAACAACGUCUUCCUUCUUCUCCUCCCAUUAUUAUUACAUCCUCAAAUACAGUGAAUGUUGCAGAACGAAAGACAACACCUCCUCGAACCUCCAAUCAACCUCAAGAAGAAGUCAUUCUCAUUGAGGAAGAGAGUCCAAAGAAAGCAUUUACAACCACAACUUCCAACAAGGAUCAUCCUCUAAACACCAAAGGGGAAGGUCAUACUACUUUCUCAUUACUAGAUGAACCAAAGGUGUUGAAAGAAGAAUUGUCAUUCUAUCAGAGAUGGUUCAAUUUCUCCUCUCCAAAGACAUCCAACACUCCUAAAUUGGUGGAGUCUGCAGAGAGCAACAACAUGAUCGAUCAGAAAGAGGUUCCAAGAAAAUCCAUCCAACAUGUGAAAUCUUACAAGAUUGCAAUUCUUGGUGAGGAUAUUCAUGAAUCUCUUAUAGCAGCUGAAUUCUUAAUGGAUAACAUGGUACCUCCUAAUUUUGGUUCCUCUCCUUCACAACAAGUAGGAGUAGUCAACAAUGCUGCCUCCUCGUCAUUUACUUCACCAAUGAAUGAUCAAUCUGAAAGAAGAGUUUCAGAAAGUCAAUCCAUGAAACAACUCUUUGAAUACCAAGGUCAACACUAUGAAUUGGAAUUGUUCUUCUAUGAUAUUUAUGAUCAAUUUGUGAACAUUAUAGAUCAAUGUCUCAAAGAGUGUGACGGAUUUCUUAUUGUCUAUAAUGUUUGUGUUCGAAAUAGUUUCAACCAAAUUGAUAUAUUAUAUGAGAAAUUGUAUAAAGCCAAACAAGGAGGAACGAUUGCGUUGGUGUUGGUCGGUGUCGAAUCUUCUUGCCCCACUUUCAAUAGCCGAAGAAGUGCUGUGGAAAGAAGACAUUCCUUGUUGAGCACAGACAACAUGGAUGGAAAUCAAAGCUAUUCUUUAAGACCUUCCAUUGCUUCGAACAAUGUCAAUAACAACAAUACCUCAACAACUCCCGGUAGCGGAAAUAUCAAUACACCAACUGGCUCACAAAAUAAGGAUAUUGACAAAGAAGCGUUUUCACAGAAUGGAAUGGCGGUUUUAGAGCAACCAAGAGGAUCGGUGGCCUCCUCAUCAUACUCUAGCGGAGGUGGAGCUGCCACUCACCAUUCAGUCAUUCUCAGAACUGCCACUUCCCUUCCUGCUACUGAAAGAGUGGUGUCAAAGAGAGAAGGUCUCAAGAAAGCUCUUGAAUAUUAUGUUCCUUAUAUUGAAAUGCAUGGAGCAGAGUUGGCUCAGUUUAGAAAGCAGAAAGUCAGAGAAAUAUUCCAUGAAUUGUUGAAGGAGAUUUCGUAUGGUGGUAAUUUAAGGUUUAGUGCUGUCAAACCCAAGACAAUUGAGGUAUCAGAGAAUGCCUUAAUGACUGAUGGAAAUAUGGAUGAGUCACAAGGAGUGAUCAUGAAUCAAAUAGAAGCUCCUUCUGAACCAACUCAAUCUGCUGGAUUACUCCAUUCAUUGAAACUUCUGUUCAAUAGUCUCAAUGUGAAUGGAUAUUGUCUUACGCAACCUAUUGGUAGUGAAAAUGAGCUGAGACAAAUAGAGUUCUUGAUUGAUCAUUUUGAAUCUAACCAAAUCACUUGUCAGGUCAUUGAAGCUUGUCUUAAAAGAUUUGACUUUAGAAAUGUCAAAAUGAAAUUGAGGCAGAAAAUCAUUCCUAGAAAUGUUCAGCAAAUCCUUUCUUUCCUUUUUGACAUUCCAUUGAGCAAGAUGAGUGUGUUGCAGUCUCUGAUCCAAGGAGAGCCCAAUCAAAUCGAAAUCAAUGAAAGAUUAGUAUUCGCCAUCUUCAUUGCGACAUACGCCAAGCAUUUGUACACUGAACAAAACUAUGAACUCUAUGACAAAACCUUCAUGGUCACAUUGGAAGAGGAGUGGUAUUUUGUGAAUAACUUGAAUCAAAUUUUCCAAGAGGUAAAGAAGAAAUACAAAGACUAUACCACUUUGGACUCCUUUGUCGAAGAUCAAGUCAUUAGAAUGGUUGAAUGGAUGGAAAAAAGAAUUCGUCUCAGAAGAGGAAAUGAAAUUGAAAUGCUUAUGAAGUUUUUGCUCCUCAGUGUGACGUCUCAAGAAGACCAUUAUGGCUUUGAGAAACGUGUUAAAACAUACGUACUAGGAAUUAGAUACUUGGUUCUCAAAAAGAUAGCCGAUAAUCAUAAUGGAAGGCUCUACAAAGCUGUAAAGGUGAAAGCAAACAGAAUGUGCGCAUUGAAACAGCUUGCCAAUAUUUCUAAGGCAGAUUUGUUUGAGAUUGGAUCAGGUAUUGAGAGUGGUAUUCUGUUUGACAAGCAUGACAAUGUAAUGACUUUCUCUGAUUAUACCAUUCGAAGAUAUCUUGCCAACAAGUAUGAAAUAUUCAUUGAGUUGCCAUUCAUGAAUGGAGGUAAUUUAGAAAGGAAAAUUGAACAAUCCAUCAAGAAAAAUAAGUACAUCAACUACAUUGAGGUUUUGGAUAUUGCUUUGCAAAGUGCAAGAGGUUUGAAUCACUUGCAUGAAAGAGGCAUUGUUUUUCCCACUUUGAAACCAGAGAAGAUUCUGUUGAGUUAUAAUUCAGAUGAGAAAUAUGAGAAACACAAAAAGUCUCAACAGAGAAAUGAUGGUGGCAAUACUCCUUCUACAUCUUCAAGCUUCAAAUAUGGUAGAAUAAUGGAAGAAAAAUUCAGUGAAAUACCAAUCAUUGACAAUUAUAUCAAAAAGGAGCUCUCCAAGUAUGGAAAGAACAAAAUGAUGCCAUCAUCUUCAAAAAUGAGCGAGAAUAACACUGCUAGUCAAUCAGGAAGCAACUCUCAACUCAAAUCGCUAAUCAUUAGGGCUCUAGAAGAUUCAACAUCCAUUCUUGAAGAGGAUUUUCAAUCCAAUUUGAAUGUUAAACUAACCGAUUGGUUUAAACCUUGGGACUUUACAACAAAUGACUAUGUCAUUAAGAAUAGAAAAGUUAUGGAUACUUAUUCUCAGAAUAAGAACAAAAGGCCUGGGCAAGAUUUUGAAGAUGUCUCAUAUUCAGUUCCAACCUCACACUCCUCUUUCAGAAAGCAAAUGGCUUUGAAUGAAAUUUCAUCAAACAACUCAACCAUCUAUUGUGGAGAUAUCGAAAGCUACUUGGAUCAAAAGGAUGAUAUUUUCAGAUUGGGAUGUGUUUUCUAUCAGCUUAUUACAAGAGAAAGUUUCUUAAAGAUGGGGCCACUCAAUGUUCCCCAAAAACCUCCCUUUGUAGAACCAUCUCAAUCUAACCGAUCAAGUGUCACAACAAACACAGUGGUGGUUAACAAUGUUAGUACCAACAACAGCCAUUCUGAGAAACAAACCAUGUCAUUUACAAGACAUGAUUUUGGAAUGCUAUCGCUUGAUGAAAGUGUUGCACUCAACGAGACUUUGGCUCAUCAAAUUAUUGCAUCCAAAAUUCACAUGAGUCUUCUCAAGAGUGAAGCAAUUCUCAUCCUUCACACCGCAGUACCACAGACGGGUUCUGAGUUGUCUCCUUCAACCUCAACAAGUGGGGAACAUGAUGCAAACAGCGAGAGAACUGUCCUUAUGCAUCAACACAACCUUGACUCUCAAGCUAAUCGACAAACUGGCUCAACCGUUGUUGUUCACACUCCUAGCUCAACUGCUCCCAAGGCACUCUGUUCAAGAACCAAUGAGAACCUCUUGAUUGCUCUGAUUCAAUCCAUGUUGAAGAAGAAUCCAACACAAAGGCCCUCUCUAGCUCGUGUCAUCCUCAUUCUCGAAGUGUUAAUCAAAUAUUCUGAUAUUGGAGAUGAGAUUUUAGCGGUGCUCAUGCCCAACGAACAUCAUUCAGAGCGAUCCUCAAAACAGAAUAGAGUCAUGUACAGUGACAUGUCAUAUACUGUUUCUCCUCAAUCAACAUCUCCAUCUUCAAUGACGCCAAUUACAACCUCGAAGGCAUCAAAUUUCUUGCAACAGCCAGCUAGCACUGGUUUGUCAGUAUCUCCAGUGUCAUCCAUGACCUCGCAGAGUAAUGACGACCAUAAUAUGGAAAUUAACCACCUUAUUCCACAAAAUUCUGAGGUAAAAACAGAAAUGACCAUUACAGAUAAGUAUUUGGAAAUACCUGUUAAUGUGAAUCAACCCAACCAAUCAGUUGCUUCGUUUUCCACUUCAACCUUCGCACAAGAAGAGUGA
Messenger RNA from Naegleria fowleri, 4797 nucleotides. RefSeq lists its product as uncharacterized. Gene Ontology annotation, biological process: protein phosphorylation. The coding region runs from base 1 to 4797 and encodes 1598 amino acids. The transcript has a single exon. Gene Ontology annotation, molecular function: GTPase activity; protein serine/threonine kinase activity; ATP binding. The record is from RefSeq and is a predicted model, not a curated record. Gene Ontology annotation, cellular component: cytoplasm. NCBI's taxonomy places the organism in Eukaryota, Heterolobosea, Eutetramitea, Acrasida, Naegleriidae.